Mustela lutreola (European mink) is the source of this 7011-nucleotide messenger RNA. RefSeq names its product bone morphogenetic protein receptor type 1B (gene BMPR1B). Lineage: Eukaryota; Metazoa; Chordata; Mammalia; Carnivora; Mustelidae. Gene Ontology annotation, biological process: protein phosphorylation; BMP signaling pathway; dorsal/ventral pattern formation. The coding region runs from base 1612 to 3180 and encodes 522 amino acids. Gene Ontology annotation, cellular component: signaling receptor complex; plasma membrane. Gene Ontology annotation, molecular function: transforming growth factor beta receptor activity, type I; SMAD binding; ATP binding. The record is from RefSeq and is a predicted model, not a curated record. The transcript has 14 exons.
UAUAUUUAAUGCCUAACAUUAAAAAAAGUAAUGGGAAUAAUUCUAGAAAAAGGAGGAGUUGAAAGAAAACUGGUUGCCAAGAAUUUAAUAGGGUAUAGAGACAGAGGUGAAGACAAUUGGAAAGAAGCUAGGUCAGAGUGCAAUUGUAUCGAGUUAUUUAAAUCACACAUUUGGUGACUAGAGAGGAGUUAUCAGUUUAUUUAGAAAAAAUUUCAAAAAAAAAAAAAGGAAAUUCUGAGAAUGGGCAGCUGAAAGGCAUCGGGAAGGAAAAAAAAAAAAAAAUAAAAAAAAGAAGAAGCCAAGAGAUAGCCCCCUGGGAGACAGAGUUGGCAAUACAGCUGAUUUUAGAAAGUUAACUCUCCUUCCCAAAUCUCCUGAAAGACUGCAGACUAGCUUAAUUUGUAUUUACUUCCUUAGAAAGUAUUUCAACCCUGAAAGUUUUAGCAAGGAGACCACAAAGUAAAGAGGUGACAUACUUUUCCAAAACACACACUACUAAUUGUAAAAUUUCAUCAAAUAUAAACAGAAGACGUUUUUCUUUUAUAUUUUAUUUUACCAGUUUCAAAAUCUUUGAGGAAAGGAAAUAUUUCAUUUCCUUAGGUGGUAUAGGUGUACGUUGCAGAGUCGCUAAACGCCCGCCCAGAAGAGCAGACAUAAUUCGAUGUGUACAUGUGUUUUUUACGAGGUGGGUCAGCAUUUAUCAACUUCUCAAAAGUGUCAAUGGCCCUGAGAAGUUUAAAUCCACGGCACUGGAUUAUCUUGGGGAGCCCCUGUCAGGUCUCGCUGUAUAGUAAUUCCACGAAUCUUCAUUCUUCAAACCUUAGGUUUCUUUUUUUUAGGGGGGGGGGGGACUCGUUCUUAUCCACGACCACGCAGGUAUGGAGCAGCGCGCGGCAGUGGUGCUCGCGCCGCGGGCGCAGCUCGGCAGUCCCCUUCCGUCCAGCGCUGUGGAAAGGCGUGAAGGGCGCCGCUCCCCGAGUCCGCUCACCACUCCUCACACACGCAGCGGAGCUGGGGCAGCUCCAAGCGUCGAGAAGUGUAAUCCCUCCGCUAAGUACUUGGCUCUCAGUCUCCAAUCACUAGUGGGAGCUGGAGAGGGCAAGUGAAGGGAAAAAAAAAAAAAAAAAAAAAAAAGAUCCAGAGGCAGCCGAGGAGCGAGAGGGGAAAAAAAAAGUCCCGCGGCGGCGGCAGAGCGGCCGCGGCUGCCAGAAGUUGACGGUGCGGCCCGGCGCGGGGCGCGGAGUUGGCGUGGGGCCUGCGCGGGGCGCCCGGACAGUUCGGGGGCCUCGGGGACAGCGGCGCUCAGGACGCUGGUGGCCGGAGCUCAGCGGCGGGUUCAAACUUCUGCUGAAUCAUAACCAUUCAACGCUGAGCUAUGACAAGAGAAGAAACAAAAAGUUAAACGAGCCAGCCUGCCGUAAGUGAGAAGGGCCAUGACCAUCAUGAGGGCGGGAAAACGACCUCUGGGCCUUGAGGUUUGUGCAUCAGAGUCUGAAUAACAAGUGAUGCUGAAGCUGAUUCAGGGGGCCAACACUACUGGAAAAGAUUGCUAUAUACAAAUCUCUAGGCCAGUGGGGAUGAGAAAGAUACUGCCCAAGGAAAUUUACAGAAAUGAAAACAAAAUCACAUCUGAUCUGUGAUCAUCUUAUAGUUGCAAAUUUACUUGAUAACAUGCUUUUGCGAAGCUCAGGAAAAUUAAAUGUGGGCACCAAGAAAGAGGAUGGUGAGAGUACAGCUCCCACCCCUCGUCCAAAGAUCUUGCGUUGCAAAUGCCACCACCAUUGUCCAGAAGACUCAGUCAACAAUAUUUGCAGCACAGAUGGAUAUUGUUUCACAAUGAUAGAAGAAGAUGAUUCUGGGAUGCCUGUGGUCACUUCUGGAUGUCUAGGACUAGAAGGCUCAGAUUUUCAGUGUCGGGAUACCCCCAUUCCUCAUCAGAGAAGGUCAAUUGAGUGCUGCACAGAACGGAAUGAAUGCAAUAAAGACCUUCAUCCCACUCUGCCUCCCCUGAAAACCAGAGAUUUUGUUGACGGACCUAUACACCACAAGGCCUUACUUAUAUCUGUAACCGUCUGUAGUUUGCUAUUGGUCCUUAUUAUUUUAUUCUGUUACUUCAGGUAUAAGAGACAAGAAACCAGACCUCGGUACAGCAUUGGAUUAGAGCAGGAUGAAACGUACAUUCCUCCUGGAGAAUCCCUGAGAGACUUAAUUGAGCAGUCUCAAAGCUCAGGAAGUGGAUCAGGCCUCCCUCUACUGGUCCAAAGGACUAUAGCUAAGCAGAUUCAGAUGGUGAAACAGAUUGGAAAAGGUCGCUAUGGGGAAGUUUGGAUGGGAAAGUGGCGUGGCGAAAAGGUAGCUGUGAAAGUGUUCUUCACCACAGAGGAAGCCAGCUGGUUCCGAGAGACAGAAAUAUAUCAGACAGUGUUGAUGAGGCAUGAAAACAUUCUGGGAUUCAUUGCUGCCGAUAUCAAAGGGACAGGGUCCUGGACCCAGUUGUACCUAAUUACAGACUAUCAUGAAAAUGGUUCCCUCUAUGAUUACCUGAAGUCCACCACCCUCGAUACAAAAUCGAUGUUGAAGUUAGCCUAUUCUUCCGUCAGUGGCCUAUGUCACUUACACACAGAAAUCUUUAGCACCCAAGGCAAACCGGCAAUUGCCCACCGAGAUCUGAAAAGUAAGAACAUCCUGGUGAAGAAAAAUGGAACUUGUUGUAUAGCUGACCUGGGCCUGGCUGUUAAAUUUAUUAGUGAUACGAAUGAAGUUGACAUUCCACCCAACACCCGAGUUGGCACCAAACGCUACAUGCCUCCCGAAGUGUUGGAUGAGAGCUUAAAUAGAAAUCACUUUCAGUCUUACAUUAUGGCCGACAUGUACAGUUUUGGACUCAUCCUUUGGGAGGUUGCUAGGAGAUGUGUAUCAGGAGGCAUAGUGGAAGAAUACCAGCUUCCGUAUCAUGAUCUCGUGCCCAGCGACCCUUCUUACGAGGACAUGCGAGAGAUUGUUUGCAUUAAAAAGCUCCGUCCCUCGUUCCCCAACCGCUGGAGCAGUGAUGAGUGUCUAAGGCAGAUGGGGAAACUCAUGAUGGAAUGUUGGGCUCACAAUCCUGCCUCAAGACUGACAGCCCUACGUGUUAAGAAGACACUAGCCAAAAUGUCAGAGUCCCAGGACAUUAAACUCUGAUGUGAGGAGAAGAAAUAAGCGUCUCUGGAGAAAGCCAGGAGAUAUUCUUCUGUUCGUGGGCAGAGCAGAAGAUGUUCCAGAAGUAUCCACAGUACAAGCCUUGAGUAUCAUCCUGCUUCCCCGUGGGUUCAGCCUCACCUCUCAGGGAGCAGCCUGGACAAAGAGAAGUUCCCAGAAACACGUUCACAUCGUGUCUAUCUGUAGGAGGGAGAAAGUGCUUGGGUAGCUUGUUCAAGAUACAUGAUGCAUGUUGCUUUCUAAGAAAGCCCCAUAUUUUGGGAUUGCCUUUUUUUUCCCCUAAAGAUGCUUUAAUUUUGCCAAAAUAGAACAAAUCAUGUAGAAGUUUUAAGGUUUAUACUGUUAUAGUUUAAUAAAUAAUAGCAACAAAAGUUCUUCCCAGAAAUUCUGCUGGAUGGUAAAUUUUAAAAUACCUUUUUCCAUUAGUGAAAAAGCCUUUUUCCAUUAAAAAGGAAAAAAUACCUUUUUCCAUUAGUGAAAUCUGUUGCACUCUGCACACCAAAAGACAGUCUGCGGAGUUGGAGAACAUAGAACGGAACUCAUGUGAAAAUCUUCCCCCUUCUGCCUCCUCAGACCGCUUUGGCCAGCCCUGCCUACAGGGGCCGCCGCAGCAAUGUGAAUGCACCUGGGCACAAGUACCACCUGUGUGGGGCCACGUUUUGGGUUCCUGUGGGUGCCCUUUUGUAGCUUCAGAUGACACGGAACAAAUGAAGGUUUUCUGUGACUCUGUUAGAAGUAGUUAAGUGUCGAUGCCGUUCUUCAGAACUACUUUGUGUUUCUGAUUCUUUUAAGGCAUUUCUGUCAUGGUGAAGUCCUUUCCUUUUCAUUAAACACAAACAAAGGUGUUUUUUAUGUGCAGAGAAUUGACUCAUGCCUGGUUUUGAUCUCUCAAAUGAAAGGAUCAAUAUUAAAUAAAAUCGCAGUCAGCUGGAUUAAAAACAAGGCUCUUUAAAAUAGAGAUACUUUGCUCCUGUGUUGCAAGAAAGAUGUGUCAGUAGGACAGAGGAUGAGGGUGGGGGUACAAAUGGCCUGUUUCUUGGAUAUGCAGAAGAGCCUGUCUCAGAACCACAAGGGGAAAGGACACACACCUUGUUUUGUAUAGACAAAGACAGUUUCUUUUGUGUCUGAGUGAAGGGAAGGGGAGGAAAGCACGUUAGGUUAAUUUAACUAAAUUUUAAUUUUAAAAAUAUAAAUAUAACCUCCAGAUGGGACAGCAGGAAGAGCUAGUGGAGGCCACAAAAUGUGGUAGCUGCUGUGACUUGGUUUUCCAAAAUAGAUACGGAUCAAGCACAUACAUCUUACAUGAUAAGUUCCUGUCUUAGAGGAGUGCUGACUCAGUUUAUUUUAUUCUUGUGAUGUUCAGUUCACUUUUUAUUUAUAUAUUUUUUCUUCUCUGUGGCGCUUGUGCAAAUCAUCUCCUCACCUCCUCAAUUCUGUGGGGUUUUAAACUUUGGAGGAAUGUGAGGUAAAUCAUUGACAGGGCCAAUAUUUCUUAGCAACAGGAACAUAAAGCUCAGAAUUAUGAACACCCCUCUCAACUGUGUUCAUUUACAUUUCCUUAUUUUUCUUUGGUUUUCUUUUGUUUCUUCGAAAAUCCUGCAGUGUUUAGUGAAGAAUUGGGAAGUGUUUCUCCUUGGUCUUUUUAAAAAGGACGUUCCUUCCAGCAUACUCUAGGGGGCACUGUUUUAUAACACAUUUUCACCACUUGGUGCCUGAAGGUUGGAGGGUUUUUGAACAUUUGACAGCUGAAGAAAAAUGAGAAGAUAUGCCCCUCACUGCUGAAGGAGGCUUGCAGCUGAUGACUUGUUCAUCCCAAAAACCUCUCAGAGCGCAGAGUGGUUGUGACGCCCGUGUAAGUUUGGGGAGAACGCAAGGAGAACUGGUGUUCUCCGUUCUAAGCAUUCACUUCCCAGUGCCUCGUAGCUGCAUUUUGUUUGUAACAAAGAAGGAUUUUCUUAACCCUUGAAUAGGAACAAAAUUUCUGGUUUUUGAAGCUCACAAACAGUUGUUUCCAAAUAUAAUUGUAAUCAGAAUGCUGCUGGUAGUAAUAUUAAAAUCACCUGAAUAACAGUGUAAACAAAGGUUCCUUUCCCUUGCAUCAAAUUGUAUUCUUUGUGAUAGUUUAGAGGGAAUAUGUGUCUAGAACUAUGCGUGAUAAUCAUCUGAGCCGUGGAGAGAAGCUUCAGUGCUUCUAAUCUGAUAAUCUGCAAACACAUGAGUAAACAUGGAUGCCAGUUAAGUGGGGACGCGUUUGUGUUUCUUGGUUUUCUCCAAAUUUAAGCGAGGUUGGGCUUGCUUACAUCUUCGAUUAAAAAUUCUUGUUCUUUUUGGCAAAUUUUUAUACAUAGAUAACUUCAUAUCAAAAUAUUUUGUGGGGAGGUGAUGAUUUAAAAGUAAACCAGAUUUUUAGAGAGGUGUUAGUUCCAAUGAAGAAAGGAAAGAAAUCAAAACAGCAUCCAGAUUUCUUCUAGAUUAUUUGUUGUUUUGGAAAAAUCUAUAGCUUACUUUCUAACUCUCAAACUGAUUUACUCACGAUGAACAUUUAAAAAUUAUUCUCAAGAUAUUUAAAAAGGUCCCUUUAGUUAUUAGAGUCUUUCGAUGAGAUAGGAAUUGAUUUAUGAGUAGAUUUUUCUUUGUGUCUCACCCAAAUCUGCCUUGCUUAAGGAAUACUAAAUUGUUCUCACAGAGACUACCUACUCACUUCCAAAUAAUCCUUUUUGGUUUUUAAAUUUUUAGUAGCUUAGAAGUGAAUUUUAGUUUUUUGUUUUGUCUUUCAAUAGAAUAAGGGGGAACCUGGAAAUUAUUGUAGUCAAUUGUUUCCUUUCAGGACUCUUUCGAAGUCUAAAAUUUUUCUCCUAAUCACUCCCUCCCCUUCAAGGGAAUCCUAAAAUAUUAGUUAUUAGCUAAUAUAAGUUUUAUAGGCUAAGAUGUUCAGGUUUAUAGUUUAUGUAUGUGUGUACAUAUUAUAUAAAUAUAUAUGUAUAUAUAAAUAUUAUGUUCAGCUUGGAGUCUGGCACAACUCCAUUAUGUGGAUUAGAGAGUAAAAUAUUAUAGAUGAUAAAGUACUAAAUGAAACAUAGUAUUUAUUUAUGAAAGUGUGUAGUUGGUCCAGUCACAAGUGACAGUGCUAUGAACACUGUAUGAGGAGACAGGCCCUUGGCUCCUGGACAGCACCACUCCGAAGUCACUAGUGACCAUUCUUUUUAUUCUUUAAACAUAAAGCUUCUUAGAAAACAUGUCACGAUUUGAUUUACAAGGAAUCCUUUGACACAUUUCAAUUGUGUAGUCAGGUAUAGGAAAUACUGAAUAAUGACAGAAUUUCAUGUUCCUCAGAGUCAUGCAUAUUCAUUAGAAGUUACGGUGGUUUACACUGUUGGUCUGUUCUGGUUCUUCUUUGCUAGUGAGCAGAAAGGCACUGGAAGAAGCCGAAAUUUUUAAAUUUGAAUAGUUCUGCAGUUACAUCUCCUUAGAAAACCCAGUCACAUAGCAGGGGGAAUGAAAGAAGUGGUAUCAGAAGUGAUUUAAUUUAGCAAUUAUGAUUCCUCUUGUAAAACAAAACAAACCACAAUGCCAUAUUUUUUGGAGAGAAGUUGGCACUAUAUAAGGGGUUUUGUUGUCUGUCUGUUUCAAAAGAAGAUUCAUUUGUGUUCUUUUGGGGAACCAGUGCCUUAUUGAAUUUGUAUAUACUGUAAUUAUUCAGGACUAGGGAACAAACAAUUGUAUUUGUUACAAAUUGUAUAUGGCUUUGUUUUAACAUUCCCCGAAAUAAAAUGGUUUCUUUCUCCCCUUGGAAAGAACAUGUCUGUCAUCUUA